CUUUAUCACACAGGUAAGGAGUGGUCCCCACCCAGUGGACCUGAGGCCCAGCACCAUUUGAAGGAGCUGUGUGAGGUCUUUGACCAUCCAAUUACACCUAUCCCAUUUACAAUGGUAGAUGUUAUUCAUUUUAAGAUGGUCAAGGUCAACAAUGCAUCUGAGGAUAAAGAAGACACUGAUAAAGAAAUGGUUGAAGCUAAUAAACUGGUUGUCAGUCCUGUCACUAUAUGGAUAAGAGUCUUCUCUGAGUCUACCUCUGCCAUGGCUGCCCACAACAUAGCUCAGGAUAUCUUAGCCCUUCUCAAGGACUACCAGAUCACCAACAUCAAUGUUGACUUCCACAAGUCCUUCUACAUGUGCAAGGCUGAUCCUCAGCUUCUCAAACCCAUCUCUGUCAAGAACCCACUCAUUGACAUUGUCAGUCUCCUCACUCCCACCCUUGGCCUGCACAUCUCUACUGAGGCCAGGCCCAACACUCAGGGAACAAUAGCCCUCUAUCUUGCCAGAGGUGGUGGCAGUGAGAAACUCUUGGGCCUUUCAUGCCAUCACAUCUUCAUCAGAUCCAAAGAGGCCAACAAUGACUAUGUUUACCACUCCAGUGCACCUUGUAAAAAUGUCCUCCUGCUUAGCAAUAGAGACAUAACUGACCUUGUUAAUUCGAUCAAAAUCAAUAUCAGAGGAUAUAGCACAGUGGUGAAGAACUAUAGAAAGGACAUUAAAGGGUUUGAGGAGAGAGAGAAGGGCACCAAUGCUACUGAUGUUAGAGAGGCCAAGGUGGCCCAAAUUAAGAUUCAGGUGUUGCUAGAUAGUGUGGAGAAGAAAAUAGAUGCACUUACAGUGUUGUGCAAUCAGCUCAACAACAACUGGAACAGACUUCAAAAUUGUGUCCUUGGACAUAUUCUCUGCUUUCCACCCAUCAGUGUCAGUGUCAGUGAGCAGCAUCUCAUGGAGGACUGGGGUGUUUUCAAGAUCAACCAAGCCAAGCUUAGUGAUGGCUUCCAGGGUAAUAAGAUUGAUCUUAGAACAAAAUUAACACCUGAUCAGUUUAAGGAAAAAUGUUUCAUCCCUGGAGACACCAACUGGGAGUUCACAUAUCCCAAAGAUCAUCUGCUUCCACUUAUGGGCAUCAUUCCUGACAACAUUCUGUGCACCUCCAACAUGUGGGACUUGGAUGGUGAACCAUGCUUGUUGGUCAUCAAGAAUGGCAAUGCCACUAGCACCACCAUCGGCCAUGCAAAUGAUGUCUUUUCUAUAGUUUGCAAAUACUUCACUGACAUGUCAAUUGACCAAACCUCUAUGGAGUGGGUGAUAAUCAACUAUGACAGUAAGUCAGAAGUAUUUUUGGAACCUGGCAAUUCAGGCUCAGUAAUUGCUGAUAUCCAUGGCCAUAUUAGUGAGAUGCUUACUGGUGGUUCUGGCAGGAUGUUAUCUUCUGAUAUGAUCUAUGCCACACUAUUCUGGUGGCUCCUUGAGCAUAUCAAGCUGAACAGAUUCUCUAAUAUGCACCUCAGCAUUGUCACCUAUGCAUCUCAACAUCCAUAA
Molecule: messenger RNA, 1542 nt
Organism: Guyanagaster necrorhizus
Lineage: Eukaryota; Fungi; Basidiomycota; Agaricomycetes; Agaricales; Physalacriaceae
Exons: 3
Source: RefSeq, a predicted model, not a curated record